CUGCCACCAUUGGCUUUUGUAGUGUUUCAUGUAUAACUAACAUAUCGACAUUUGAAAUUUUUGAAUAAAAAAUUAUAUAAAUCAUGAUGGUGUAAGAUAAAAGUAAAUAUAGCAUUACCAAUAAAUUGGAAAAGAUAUAUUUUGUACUGGCUACUGUAAAGACAGUGUUAGAUAUAAUUAUAAGUUGACAAAAUUUACGUUGUGUACUUUAUGAAACACUCCCCCAUUAAUUUGCCGGUCUUCCAUACAUGCUAUACGCAUGUACACAUGUGAGUAGCAUGCGUGUAUUCCACUGUAUUAUUAUACCGCACCCAUAAUUAGGAGUAAGUUGAUACGUGAGCUGUGCAAUAAAAUAUUUUUAAAAUGCAACAGAAAAAUAUUUUACAUGGUCCAGCUGAUACUAUUCCACAAUUUAAAAAUUUGUCCAUUGGACAAUUACUUUUACAACAACUAAACAUUCAUAAAUAUUGGGUUGCACAAAUAGAUGCUUAUACGGGAAAGGAACAAACAUUUAAAGAAAUUUUGGAUGACAGUCGGAAGCUAGCAAUUUCACUUAAAAAACAGGGAUUAAAGAAACAUGAUUGUAUCGCUAUAUGCAGUGAGAAUAAUGCAGAAUUUUGUAUACCAAUGUGUGCUGCAUUUUAUCUAGGUGUUACCCUUAGUCCGUUAAAUCCACUCUAUUCAGAGAGGGAAUUAACAUAUGCUUUAAACAUCACAAAACCAAAAUACAUUUUUGUAUCAACAGUUGGAGCGAUUAACAUGCUCAAAAUUCAUCCUCAGUUAUUCUGGUCGCCACAGCUGAUAAUGUUAAGAGAAUCAGAAAAUAAUAAGUUUCCCAGUAUGAAGGAUUUGAUGUUAGAUGUAAUUGUUGAUAGUACCUUCAACGCUUGUUCUGUGGAUAAUGAUCAUAUAGCAGUCAUUCCAUACUCCAGUGGCACAACAGGUCUACCAAAAGGAGUGAUGUUAACGAAUAAAAAUUUAUUAGCAGUAAUAAGGGGUCUUGCAGUUUUAACACCUGAAAUUUUGAAUACUAAUGUAACAACAUUAGCUUUGUUACCAUUUUUCCAUGCAUAUUCUUUCUCUGUACUUCUUGUAAGACUUGCAUUUGGAAAUAAGAGUGUCAUUUUGCCACGUUUUGAAGAAAAUAUGUUUCUACGAACUAUAGAAAAGUAUAGAAUUGAAUACAUAACUCUUGUACCACCUCUUAUGGUAUUUUUGGCGAAGCACCCUAUUGUAGAUAAAUACAACUUAUCCAGUGUGAAGGAUAUUUGGUGUGGUGCAGCACAUUUGUCAGAAAAUAUUGCAAAAAUAGUUGCGAAAAGAUUAAACAUAACAAAUAUUAAACAAGGGUAUGGAUUAACAGAAACUGCUCUGGCUGUACUUAUAUCACCAAGUAAUAGUACAAAUUAUGGAAGUGUAGGCAUACUAGUCCCUGGAAUUUCAGCAAAGGUAAUACCAAUAAAUGGGAAUGAAUCGAGUGAACCUCUAGGACCAAACGAGAUUGGAGAAUUAUGUUUCAAGGGAGAUUUAAUAAUGAAAGGAUACUACAAUGAUGAGAAAGCUACAACAGCCACAAUCGAUAAAGAUAGCUGGUUACAUUCAGGAGAUAUAGGAUAUUAUGACGAACAGUAUUAUUUCUAUAUAGUAGAUCGUUUAAAAGAACUUAUUAAGUACAAAGGAUAUCAAGUUCCACCAGCUGAAUUAGAAGCAUUAUUGUUAACAUGUCCUGGAGUUAAAGAUGCAGCAGUUAUUGGAAUACCACAUGAAGAAGCAGGUGAAUUACCAGCUGCUUUUAUAGUUAAACAAGAUGGAUUUGACAUAACAAUAGAGGACAUUGUUAAAUUUGUAAAUGAUCGUGUAUCGAGUCACAAACGACUUCGGGGUGGCAUCAAAUUUGUUGAUAGUAUACCUAAAACAGCAUCGGGAAAAAUUCUACGCCGAGCAUUACGAGAUACAUUUAAAUCAAAACUGUAAAAUUUCGAUAUUUAGUAGAAAUAUUACAAGCUUUAAAUCUUUUGUUGCUUUAUUUUUGUAUUCAUUUUAAAACAUUGAGACGUGAAAGGCUUUAAUUUGUCUUCAAUUAUGUAGAACUUAAAAGACUUUAAAACACAAUUUCAGAAUCAUUCUCCCCUAAUCUCGUGUUUGAAAUAUUUUGUAUUGAGAAAAAGCAUAAAUGCAUAAGAUAAAUCUUUCAAUUGAAAA
Messenger RNA from Megalopta genalis, 2202 nucleotides. Its product is annotated as luciferin 4-monooxygenase. Lineage: Eukaryota; Metazoa; Arthropoda; Insecta; Hymenoptera; Halictidae. The record is from RefSeq and is a predicted model, not a curated record. Gene Ontology annotation, molecular function: CoA-ligase activity.